Molecule: messenger RNA, 3471 nt
Organism: Stegodyphus dumicola
Lineage: Eukaryota; Metazoa; Arthropoda; Arachnida; Araneae; Eresidae
Molecular function (GO): actin monomer binding
Source: RefSeq, a predicted model, not a curated record
UUGCAGGUGAAGUUGAAGACUCCCUGGUUUUUCGUUCAGUAGAAGCUAUCUGCUUUGUUGUUCGUGUGUCGCAGCUGUUUCCUGGCGAAGAAGAAAACAGGAGAGUGCGCGGUUUUGUUUUGGACUUAGAGAUGUGAUUUCGUACGAAAGAAACUGCAGCAGAGCUAAUCCUUGCUUCUUGUUAUUUCUUAUUUUUGUAUGAAUUGUCAGCGAUGUUCGCUGUUGUGAUCUCAGGGACGAUAUGGGAAAUAUGUGUUGCAGGAGAGUUGGGUAUUCACCAAAUGGCGCGGAUUUGGACCAAAGCCGUUGCCACCAGCAACAGCACCAGCAACAACAGCAGAAAACACAGGCCAUGUCCAACGCAUAUCAUAACGCAGGCGAUGAUUGCGCCAUCAAUGAACUCCUCGAGGGUCGGAUGGAUCUGGACGUCAUACUGCCGGACGGAAGACAAGUCCGGCUUACAGUCGAAAGAAGGACUCCGAUGAUGGAUCUCCUCGUCCAAGCCGCCUCGGCCACAAAGAUUAGUCCUGCAGGUCAUGUCAUCCAUGUCUUUAGGGACGGUGGCAAAGAGAGUGGUAGUCUUCACUACAAACCAAGUACUCCUAUUGGGUCCCUGGAUACUAACACCAUCUGCAUUGUGCCUAAAAAAGACUCCAUCGAAAAUCAUGGGAAAAGAACACACAAGUUGGCAAAUAGACCUUUCGAACCGACGUUCCGUGUCCAGGUUCAUCUGCCGAGAAACCAGCUGACCGUGGCUCGAGUUUCCCCCAGGAUGAAAGUUGCUGAACUGCGCAACAUGGUGUGCCAUGAGAAGGGGCUGGACACUUCUAAAUACCAGCUUGUGAGACCCAACGAUCCUUCCCAACCAUUGGCGGGAGAUUUGACUCUGGCCGAAUACGGAUCAACAGAAAUCACCUUACUCUCCAACUCAUGUAUAGAAUCCCACAUUUGCAAUUCCACAUCACAUAUCAUUCCCUAUUCUAAGAGAUCGGAUGACAUCAAGAAGAAGGCCGGAAUUCUUAGGUUGCUAGCCGAGGAUGCAAGACACAAUUCAUCAAAGACCAGCAAGAUCAGUAACACUGAUGGUAUCAACAGAAACUCAACCCUGGUAAACCAAGAUGAUCUGCAGCCACAUCAAGGAAGAUAUAAGCCAAAGAAGCGUCGGCCUGCACCGCCUCCUCCACCACCAUUGCCAGAAGCCCCCUCACAUUCUCGACAGAGUUCAUCAGAUUCCAGCGGAUAUCACGAAGCUACCUCAUCCUUCCUCCACGAAGAGCAUUGCUUGACCGUUGCUGAAAAGGCUUCCAGCGACAGCAGCGGUGUCAGCAGUCUGGAUGCAAAAGUCCCACCUAUUCAGAUGCCACAGGCCACCAUCAUUCCCAACUCCAAAAAGAGAAAAGCUCCAGCUCCUCCUCCUCCUCCUCACGUAUCGGAAACGACACCGGUUGUCCAAAAGGAGCACGACUUGACGGGAUAUUUAGAAGCAGAAGAUGAAAGUCAGCCAAUUCAGAGUCAACCGACCGUGGUGGUGAAAUCGGCAGAGUUGACAACAGACAUUCCCAAAGAUGCUGUGUUAGUGAAAAAGCCUGCCCCAGUGAUUGUUAGAGAACGCAAAAGUGUAUCUAACAAUGAAACAUACAACAGUAGAGAACCCGAAGUGGAUAAAACCACGAAAAGUACUUCAGGGAUUGAAGAUGGCGAGGCCGUGACCAGGGUGGCGCUGGUCGCCCUCAACGCUCGAAUCGAACAGGACGUGACGCAACAGGAAAUCGCUUCCAGCAUCCAAGCAGCCUUCCAUUCCUUGGACUGUCCCCAGAGAACUGAACCGUCUCUUCUGGCCAUCAAGCAAAGGAGUACACCGACACAAGACCGAAGCGAAGAGGUUUCCGCAUCGGAUGAUAUUAAUGAGGAUCCUGAUCCUUCAUCUUGUCUGUCUCCUCCUGAAAUUAAAUGUGAACAGUUAGAUUAUGCCGACGGCUCAAAUGAUUUGCAAAAAACUACAGUGAGGCUUUCUUUGAGCUUAGAAAGCAAGCAAAGUGACGAUGAAGAAUUGGAACCCUGUCAAGAGACUAUUGCACCUCCGCCAGAUUUCAGAAGUAUAGAAAAAGAAGCUCUUGUUAUAGAUGAAGACCAUACUCCUAAGCCGCCACCUGCUACGCAUUUAAAAACUCUAAAAAGAUCAUCUUCAUUAUUGAAUCUUAAAGACGUUGCCCCGAAGAGUGGCACACAUAAGAAUUCCAAAAAUAUAAGACAUAUUCAAAGGUCUCUGUCUGAUCUCUGCGCGGAUGAUAAAGAAGAAUUCGAAGCAGAACAAGAGAGAUUGCAAAGGGAGUACAUCAAAUUGCAAAGACAGUUCAUUUUGUGGCAGCAGCAAUUAUUAAAUAAUCACGCCAUGUUGCGAGAAGAAUGCAUCGUACCUCAAUAUGCGCGAACCCUUCGACAAUCUCACAGCUUACCAGAAGGGGAAGAUUAUUCAGAUGAACCUUUGACCUCUGCUCCACUUGUAUCGAGGUCUUUGUCUUAUGAGCCGACAAAAGAAAAAUGUUCGACUCUGCCAAGAUCGACUAUUAAUAUACCAUCUUUAGAAUUCGGACCUAUUCCAAUAAAUAGCGGUUCCAGCACACUUAGAUCUUCAAAAACAAAAAAUUAUUUUAAGCCUCCCCAGGUAAGGACGUCCACUAAAAGUCGGCAAAGGCUACCUCCUGAAAUUAGAAAAGAAGGUGAGCUGGACAUUUCGGAUGACACAAAAAUGUUGUCAACCAUUUUGCCUUCUUUCGAGAGUUUGAAGCUUAUCUCAGAGAACAACGAUGAAGAUUUUCAGUCGAGUAUAUCACGAUUAAAAAAGCCAUUACACAUCGUGAAGUCCGAUAUCAAGAGUAACGUGCGACAACAGUCCGAAUGUAAAACACAAGCUUCUCAACUUCCCCUUAAAGUCUGCACUUUCCCCAAACCUCAUUCGAAGGACAAUGGUGAUAGAAAUGAUACCAUGAAUAAUGAUGAGUAUUUGAAUGGUGGAAAUGAGGACAGAAGCCAUUCGAAUGCUGCUUUAGGUCCUGUAAAUACAAAAGAGUUCAAAGAUAACCUGCUGCCCCCUCCACCACCGCCGUUACCAAUAGGAAAAAUAUCAAAAGUGUCUUGCCCAGAUGUUCCUCGCAAAUCCAUGGGUGUACGGAAUAGUACCGAAAGGAAAGAAUUAGCUCCUCAGAUCGAUCCCCGUGAGCAGCUGAUGCAAGAAAUUCGGAAAUUUGGAGGCCGGACUGCUCUUCGCAAGAGGUUUAACCCAUGGAGGUUAGAAUGGAUGGAGUAAGAAUGACGUCACAAAAUUGAAGCCAAGGAAAUCUGCAAGCUCAGAAAAGUCUUUUUAGGCAUAAUUUGGAUAAAAUACAGUUGAAACUUCCACUGAUCUGUCAGAUUUUACUACGUAUACAUUUGCGUUAUAGUUAUCAUUUACACAUUUUCAUGUACCUAGAU